GUGUGGGGCAGCCCAGGACUGGGAGAUCAGCGGCUGCGGUGGAGAUUGAGGUGCACCACCCUGGAGGGCACUAACAGGGGCUCAGCUCACCCCACGUCGCCUUCUUGGCAGCCGCUGUCUCCCGGGGAAGCCCUGGGGCCGGGCUGUCCCUUUAAGAGCCGCCCUCAGGGGAGGCGCCUGGCGCUGCAGGCUCCCGGCUCUUCCUGGUCCAGGCGGCGGACGGCGGACGGCCGGGGACGCCCGAAGUUUGUGGCAGGUGGGGCCGGGGGGCGCAUGGCGCUGGUCACCGUCCGCAGGUCCCCGGCCGGUAGCGGCCACGGCUCCCCCACCGGCCGCAAGGAUGAAGAGGUUUCCAGGAGGAGCCAGCUGCAGCGACGCCACAGCUUCGUCAUGGUCAAAGGGGCUGCCCUGCUCCUGCCGGAAGAGGAAAAGCUGGAGACGGUGCAAGAAGCCCCGCCCUCUCCGGACCAAAUGCAAAGCCAGCAGGAGCAGCACCUGCAGCUGAUGAUGGGGCUGCUGCGGCAAGAGGAUGCCAUCCGCCUGGCCGUGCGGCUGGAGUCAACCCGGCCCCACCGGAUCCGGUACCUGCUGCUCGUGUCGACAGAGGAGCUGGAGGGCAAGAACGAGACGGUCCUUCUGGGCGUGGACUUUCCUGAAGAGGGGUCGGCCAGAUGCACCCUGGGGAUGGUGCUGCCCCUCUGGAGCGACACCCAGGUCUUCCUCGAUGGGGAUGGGGGCUUCAGUGUGACGUCCUGGGGGCAGACACGCAUCUUCAAACCCAUCUCUGUGCAGACCAUGUGGUCAGUGCUGCAGGUACUGCACAAGGCGUGCAAUGAAGCCGUCCAAAACAACCACUUCCCUGGGGGCAGCGCGCUGGGCUGGGCUGAGUGGUACCAGCGCACCAUAGCCUCAGAGCAGAGCUGCAUCAACGAGUGGCUGGCCAUGUCCGACCUGGAGUCCGUGCGGCCCGACUCCCCUGCCCUCUUCUCUGACCGGCCAACGGAACGUGAGCUUAUGGAGCGGAAGAUCCGGGCCAAACUGCGUGAGCUGAUGGCCACGGCUGAUCUGGAGAGCAUCACCUCCAAGGAGAUCCGCACAGAGCUGGAGCGCCGCACUAGCUGCAGCCUGAAGGAGUACAAGGAGUUCAUUGACAACGAGAUGCUGCUCAUCAUGGCCCAGAUGGACCGUCCCUCCAAGAUCUUUGACCACCUGUACCUAGGCUCCGAGUGGAACGCAGCCAACCUGGAGGAGCUGCAGCGCAACAGAAUCAGCCACAUCCUCAACGUGACCCGGGAAAUCGACAACUUCUUCCCGGCACAUUUCACCUACCUGAAUGUGCGGCUCUAUGACGAAGAGGCCUCCCAGCUGCUGCCCUACUGGAAGGAGACAUAUCACUUCAUCUCAGCUGUCCGCAGGGCCCAGAACUUGCGGGUGUUGGUGCACUGCAAGAUGGGCGUAAGCCGCUCAGCCUCCACGGUGAUUGCCUACGCCAUGAAGGAGUACGGCUGGGCGCUGGAGCGGGCCUACCGGCAUGUGCAGGAGCAACGCCCCAUCGUGCACCCCAACCCCAGCUUCAUGAAGCAGCUGGAGUUCUACCAGGGCAUCUUGGACGCCAGCCGGCACAGCAGCCUGUGGGAGCAGAAGGCAGGAGACAGCCAAUGGGAGGACACGGUGAACGGGAGUGACACUGGCAGCGACCAAUCGGAAAGCGAGGGGAGCCUGUGCCAGGAGAUACUGAGUUCAGAGGAGGAGCCAGGGCGGCAGGAGGAGGAGCCAGUCACGACGCCCCAGUAUUGUUUCCGGCCCCUGCGGGAGCCCCCCGAGGAGCCAGCCCAGCCCCAGGCCCCAGCAGGGGGCGAAGGGCCCCAGAUCUGGGUGCAGGAGGCAGAGGAGCCGGGGGCCUCAGAUGACUCAGGGGCUGAGGAGGUCCGGGGGCACCUGGCUGUGCUGCAGGUGCCAGAGACACCCAAGACACCGCGCGACCGGCGCAUCAACCUCUACGCCGUGAUGAGGAGCAUCAGCGAGAUGGACAGCCCUGAUGCCACCACCCCACUGGGGGGUGCUGCUGAGGGGGAGGUGUUUGCUGCCUCAGAGCGCGAGUCCACUGUGGAGUGCCCCCCCCCCGGAACCUGCAGCCUCACCAUCACCCCCACAGGACCAGGAGGAGCCGGGGGCAGCCGUGCCAGGCUCCAAGGCCAAGCAGCACCCAUCGCGGGCCCCAACAGACAAGACAGGCAAGCGACGGGGCCAGCAGCGCAGCCGCCAGGUCCCCCGAAGCCAUGCCCAGCCGUGCAAGCAGAUCUCCUACCACCCGGCACCGGGCAAGGUGCACAAGGCUGUGAAGCACGUGGAGGGCCCCAGCCCCAGGGCCCCGCCUCCACGCCGGGCUCGUGCCAUGGAGCACCGCUACUCUGUGGCCCAGCUCAUGGAUGCCGCCCUGGUGCUCAGCCGCACCAGAGAGUUCGAGGAGCGGCUAGAGACAGCUGGCUGGGAAAGACCUCCCAGGGAGGAGCCUGCUAGCCCCCCGCCCCCAUCACAGGAGCCCCAGACUGGAGGAGGCACCCUCCCCCCAUCACGACCCAGGAGGAUGGUGCGGCAGGCCAGCGUGGACCUAGAGCCUGGCUCGGGGUGAGACUCCACCCCCGUAGCCUUGCCUCUGACUGUGGCUCUGCCCCCAUAGCCCAGGGUACUGCCAUGGAUGGUGCUAGGGCCCAGCAGCUGCCCUAUGCCAACGUCUGGGGGCAGGGCAUUUGAUACCGGGGGCCUCAGUGCAGAUCACCCUUGGGGGGCGGGGCCUGAGUGCUGCUGGGGGCAGGGCCAAUGGAAGGGAUGGACUCUAUGGUGGGAAAAGCCCCUCCCCCAAGUAUGCAUCCCCUCCACCCCCCGUAGAUCUGGAGGAAGGAUGGAACAUGCUCCCGUGGGGAUUGCUCUGUCCGCCCCUCACACUGCACAGCCCCAUGCUGCCCUGAGGCUCCUGCCCUGCAGCUGAGCAGGUGUUACUGGGGGAGGAUCGGGGGCAUGAUGCCCUCUGUUGUCCCUCCCCACUAGCCCUUUGCUUUUGUGCCAUUGAGCACUGCUUUGGUCAGUUGGGUCAAAGGAUGCCAACCCCAUCACUGUGACUGAGGAGAGAGGGGGUGAACUCCUCCUCCCCUUCCCCAGCUCUGCACACAUAGACACCAUGCCAUAUCUCUCUGUGCCAGCCUCACUCCGCCUGUAAAUAAAGAGUUAAUUCACUUUG
Chrysemys picta bellii (western painted turtle) is the source of this 3238-nucleotide messenger RNA. It is a transcript of the gene SSH3, whose product is annotated as slingshot protein phosphatase 3. Gene Ontology annotation, biological process: actin cytoskeleton organization; protein dephosphorylation; negative regulation of actin filament polymerization. NCBI's taxonomy places the organism in Eukaryota, Metazoa, Chordata, Testudines, Emydidae. The record is from RefSeq and is a predicted model, not a curated record. Gene Ontology annotation, cellular component: cytoplasm. Gene Ontology annotation, molecular function: protein tyrosine/serine/threonine phosphatase activity; actin binding.